Molecule: messenger RNA, 1334 nt
Organism: Struthio camelus australis
Lineage: Eukaryota; Metazoa; Chordata; Aves; Struthioniformes; Struthionidae
Source: RefSeq, a predicted model, not a curated record
CCUUUAUCCAUCCCCUGGAUUAAUCAGGGGGAAAACGAUCUCGGGAGAUGCCAGGGAAUUGCUGGAAGCCAGAGCCUGCAAAGGGGUUUCCCCUCUGUGAACAGGCUGGUGUCGCAGCAUCUCCACCGGGGCCGACCCCAGAGCGGCUCGGAGCACCCCGGGGUGCCGCGCGGGCCCGAGCGAGGAUUGACGCCUCUCUGCACCUUGCAGGAGUGGGCGGACGUGUGUUGCAGGGGGCUCCGGAGUGUCCAUGCCUACAUCCUGGUCUAUGACAUCUGUUGCUUUGACAGCUUCGAGUACAUCAAAACCAUCCGACAGCAGAUCCUGGAAACGAGGGUCAUUGGCACUUCUGAGACCCCCAUCAUCAUCGUGGGCAACAAGCGGGACCUGCAGAGGGGCCGGGUGAUCCCCCGCUGGAACGUCUCCAACCUGGUGAAGAAGACAUGGAAGUGUGGCUACAUCGAGUGCUCGGCCAAGUACAACUGGCACAUCCUCCUGCUCUUCAGUGAGCUUCUGAAGAGCGUGGGCUGUGCCCGCUGCAAGCACGUCCACACCACCAUCCGCUUCCAAGGGGCCUUGCGCAGGAACCGAUGCACCAUCAUGUGAGACCUCCUGGGCCCCCGGCCCUGCCCCAGCACCUCUGGGCUUUGCUGCCCAUCCCAUGCUGGCCUCCACGGAGCUGAGGGGCAGCGGGAGCGGAGGACAGGCCACCACUGGGGUGAAAUGCUAGGAUGGGCACCUGGCACGGCGCAGGGGACGGCGAUGCUGUAGGUAGUGAAGGGUGAGGAUGGACCUCAGCUAAAUCUGCGGACCCCAAGGCCUCCCAAUGCUUGGGACCAGCACUGUGCAGAUGUGGGUUGUAUCUUUGCUAUGCCUGAAGCGCUGCUUGGCAGUGGUGGGGUGGAGGAGACGUCUCAGACGGUGCCCACAGGGUGGCCUCCGGGUCAUCCCCAUGGGCUGGCCUUGGGCUGCACCGGCUGGUCCUUGGCAUCGAGGAGAUGCUCGUGAAGAGGGACAGCACUGAAGUUGUCCUGUAGACCUCAAAUUCCUACACUGAUGUUCAUCACCAUGUCCCUGCUCCUCGCCCACCUGAGCUGGUCGCCUCCGGUCGCUCCCUGCUGCUCUUGGCUGGUCCCAGGCACCUGGCCGCAGCGGCGUGGUCGUUCGCUUCCCCCACUGAAGAAGAGGCUGGUUUUUCCCCCCCACCAGCUCUUCUUCUCCAGCCUGGGCUUCCUCCAACUCAUGCUUCGUCUUUCUCCCCCCUUGUGCCCCGGCUUGACCACUCCGCUGCCCAUCCCACCGCCUCUGGUCUGUCCACAACGCAGCUCCCUGCC